Messenger RNA from Cuculus canorus (common cuckoo), 7454 nucleotides. Its product is annotated as cyclic AMP-dependent transcription factor ATF-7. The coding region runs from base 220 to 1644 and encodes 474 amino acids. The transcript has 13 exons. Gene Ontology annotation, molecular function: cAMP response element binding; DNA-binding transcription factor activity, RNA polymerase II-specific. Lineage: Eukaryota; Metazoa; Chordata; Aves; Cuculiformes; Cuculidae. Gene Ontology annotation, biological process: regulation of transcription by RNA polymerase II. The record is from RefSeq and is a predicted model, not a curated record.
GGGGGGCGCUGCCCAGCGCGAGCGCAGCCAGCGCGAGGCCCCAGCGGCGGCGCGGCCCGGCGCUUCCCUUCAGCUCAAAAUUGUUCCCCUCACCCUCUCCCUGCACUUCCUGAUCAAGAGCCCCACCCCAGCUUUCCUGGAGCCCCUUUCCACGCUGGAGGCUGCUCUAAGGUCUCCCUGGAGCCUUCUCUUCUCCAGUGUAGCUGAGCUGCAUGAAAUAUGGGAGACGACAGGCCGUUUGUGUGCAAUGCCCCCGGCUGCGGACAGAGGUUUACAAACGAGGACCACCUGGCGGUUCAUAAACACAAGCAUGAGAUGACAUUGAAAUUCGGCCCCGCUCGAACCGACUCAGUCAUCAUCGCAGAUCAGACUCCGACCCCAACGAGGUUCCUGAAGAACUGUGAAGAAGUGGGGCUUUUCAAUGAACUGGCCAGCUCCUUUGAGCACGAGUUCAAGAAAGCCACAGAGGAUGACGAGAAAAAGAGUGCCGGAGCCCUGGAUAUGUCGCUGCCCUCCACCCCAGAUGUCAAGAUAAAGGAGGAAGAGCCGGUGGAGGUGGACUCUUCCCCACCAGACAGCCCUGCGUCUAAACCGCAGUCCCCACAGAACAAGGAGAAGGAGAUCACCUCCAAGCCUACUCCAACCAUUGUGCGUCCGGGCUCACUGCCGCUCCACUUGGGUUACGACCCACUCCACCCCACGCUGCCUUCCCCGACCUCCGUCAUUACCCAGGCUCCCCCUUCCAACAGGCAACUGGGGUCUCCCACCGCUUCCCUUCCGCUUGUGGUGCAGCUUGCGAACGGACAGACCAUGCCUGUCCUCCCAGGCCCUCCCGUACAGAUGCCUUCUGUUAUAUCGCUGGCUCGGCCGAUGUCCAUGGUGCCGAACAUUCCCGGUAUUCCUGGGCCGCCCAUCAACAGCAGUGGGUCUAUUUCACCGUCAGGACUUCCAGUGCACUCGGAAGCCAAAAUGAGGCUGAAGGCCAGCUUGACGGCAUCUUCCUCGCUGAAUGGCAGCAACCUAGUGGUGGGCUCGGCCAGCACGAUGGUGACAGCGCGUCCAGAGCAGAGUCAGAUCCUUGUCCAGCACCCUGACGCCCCAUCCCCAGCUCAGCCCCAGGUUUCCCCUGCCCAGCCCACCCCGAGUACCGGCGGGCGACGGAGACGCACGGUUGACGAGGACCCGGACGAGCGCCGGCAGCGAUUCCUGGAGCGAAACCGGGCUGCUGCAUCCCGCUGCCGUCAGAAGCGCAAGCUCUGGGUGUCUUCUUUGGAGAAGAAAGCUGAGGAGCUCACAACCCAGAACAUCCAGCUGAGCAAUGAAGUUACGCUACUGAGGAAUGAAGUUGCUCAACUGAAACAGCUCCUACUGGCUCACAAGGAUUGCCCCGUCACUGCACUACAGAAGAAAACACAGGGCUAUCUCGAAAGCCCAAAGGAGAGCUCCGAGCCCACUGGCUCCCCUGCUCCCGUCAUCCAGCACAGCUCCGUGACGGGGUCCCCUAACGGGCUCAGCGUCCGCUCGGCGGCCGAGGCGGUGGCUACGUCGGUGCUGACGCAGAUGGCGAACCAAAGGACAGAACUGAGCCUGCCGGUGCCCUCGCACGUCAUCAUGGCUCCACAGUCCCAGUCUGCUGGCAGAUGAUGGCACAGCCUGUGCGCGUGACACGGAGCUAACCGAGAACUCCCAGCCGGAGAGAUGGACCGCAACUGAGUCCCUGACGAGUCGGGGCCCAUAAGGAGUUUUAUUUCUUUUUUUUUUUUGUUGUUGUUCUUUUUUUCCAAGUGAGUUGAGGGCAGCUCUGGCACUUCUGACACCGCGUAGCCUGUACAGACCCUGGCCCCUGCUGCUGCCCUGCCAUCGCCCGUCUCCACCGGACGGCUGCGGAUUGAGUGCUUUCCUCGAUCCUUCCGUUGACGAUCCGUCAACUCACAGAGUCAUCCGAACACACAAAGCCUCGCUUUGAAAGGUUCGCUUUCAGGUAUCGGUUACAUUAACACUAAACCUCCGUGCUUGGUGGAUCCCCUUGGCGCUUUCACUUUUCCAAGUCCCCCUCUUCCCUCCUCCUCCAGUCUCAGCAAAGGAAAAUGGCUCUUGGGAGGUUGUGACAUUUAGCUGUGCUGUCAGUGUAUUUUGUUUUUAACGGCAUGCUGCUUCCAGGCAUCUGCUCCCCCUCUGCUCUCGCUGCCUGAACCAUUGCACCUUCGCACCAUGAGCCUCUUUGAGCUCUGAGGUUAAAGGCAUCGAGGUUGGUCGAAAGAUGCCAGCAAGAGAUUUUGGAGCUCGCUCAUACAUGAUGGGAGUGUAAUCGCUGUAAAUUCAUUUGUGUCCAGGGGUUGGGAGAGGGGCAAGCGAGGCCUUGGAGGGGACACCCAUGUUUCUGGUUGCUUGUGUUGCACCGAGAGCUGCAGACAUCGGUGUGCCAAUCUCUCAACGGCUGCUGGACGAAAGGUACCGGCUGUUCCGGCAGUAGAGAGGCCGCUCUUGGUCUUCCUUACAUAAAUCGGUGCUGAUCUGCAUCUGCUGGGACCGGCGCAGAGGCACUCUGGGAGGUCCGUGAAAGGAUAAACCGGCCCAGCAGGUGAUAACAAUGUGAGUCCCAGAAUGCAUCAUCUGCUCCCAGCUCCGCUCUACACCUCAGCAAACAAACCCCUCCAUUUCCAGGGAUCAUCUCCUUUACUCAUAACCUCGAUGACCUUAAUAAUGGUGGCCUUAAAUCAUGAAUUAGUUGCCUGUUCAAGGGAAGGGAGCACAAAGCAGUGUUUCUAUUUGCCCGGUGUUUUACCUCUUCUUCACGAUUCUCUUCUGCUCUUGGUGAUGGAGCAGCCAGUGCUUCCCAGCCAGAGCAAACGAAGGAUUCACAGAGCUUCCACUUUUAUUGAGCAGGUUAAAAACCCAGCCUUGAUGUUGAAAGACACUUGGAAUUGGGUCCGUUCCCGUUCCGGGCGGGCAUAGCAUGCGUCUGUGUGCUUCCUGAGGUUGUUGCUGGGAAGUUUGGAAGUGGGAAGGGGUGCUGUGUGUGUCCGGGCUCUUGGAAGGAACCUCGUCAAAGUCUGCUGAGCUGCAUCAGCCCUUGGUCUUCCUCCCCCUCCUCACCUGAGCUCUCGCCCACCUCGCGCUGCACUCGCCACUUUUGAGCCAAGUUUGUUUGUUGAAGUCAUUUUAUUUGGCUUAGCCAGACUUGAAAGGUUUCCAGGGACAGCAAAACCCAAAGUGAAGUCUGAGCAAGGAACCGGAUCGCAUUACAGAUGGGGAAGUUCAGCGGUUUGGUUUUCCUAUCGAUGGGAUCUACCUUCUCCCCCUCCCCUCUUUUCCAGGUGUUCCUCGGCCUCUCAGCAGCAGCGACCGCGGCGUUCCUUGCGUUUCCUUAGUCUCGAUGCCAUGAUGCUCCCGCGCUCUCCUGCUUUCUCUUGCUCGUCUCUCGUGUGUAAUUGGGGUCACUUCUGGCCUCGGCGGUUUGCACUUUGGGUACGGAUUCUCUGUAGACUCCCGGCCCUGUUCUUUUGUUCCUGCAGGGUCUGUGUGUGCACGGAUAUUUGGCUCUUGCUGUCCCACCACGGUGUUUGCAGUCACCGUGAGCCAUGAGGACAGGACACAGCGGAGUUUGGCAUCUCUUAAAGCUGUGUGACAUGGACAAAAAGGGGGUUCAGGACCUUUUUCAGGGGGGGCAGGAUCUAAGGCAGAGGCUUUUCAGGAGGUACAAGGAGCCAUCCUGGCUCUGCUUCCUCUCCUGGAGCUGCUGCUGGAUGCAGGUUGUAGAGCUGCGACAGGGAACCGCGUUAAGCCCUGUGCUCCUUUAUACCAAAAAGGUGUAAAAAUUACUCAUCUGGCAGCAAAGGGAUUGACUGUGGUCUUCAGAUCCACUCAGUUCCCUUCAAGGGACUUCAAAACAAGUCUUGCUCUUUUUUUACUUUGUCUGGGAAUAGCAGGAAUGACAAAAAUGUGUUGUAAACAUGUUUGCUUCGUCACCCAGCAGCCGAUGGCUCCCUGUCCCUUGGUUCGUAGAGCUUGGGGCCGAUACAGCGUGCAGGAGCGAGCGUGUCCGGCAGCGCAGCAGCUCCUCCUAGGCUCACCGAGCACUUUUCCAUCCUGGAAAAGCGUUUGUUGAAAGAAAAGAGAAAGGAGGAAUUGAGCUUGGGUCUGAUCCCACUGCUGGUUCCUUGUUUACUUCAUGGCAUUGGGGUCUGGUGGGUGAGGCCCAGGCAAGGACCAGGCGGUGGCUUUGCCAGCAGGGUUGGAGAGGGAAUGAAGGGUGGUUGGAGAGCAAAUCCAGGACGGAGACACACAUGGCAGCAUUGGCACUGACUGCAGCAGCUUCCCUGAGCCCUGUUUUUCACCCUUAGGGACUGAGAGUGAUCCGGUUUUGUGUGGCCGGAGAGCUGGGACCACCUCUGUGUCCCAGAGAAGGGCUUUCCCUGCCCUCGUACUGCCGUUGGGCAUCACCAGGUAGCUCCAACCUUGCUGGUAACGAGGGAAGGGAUGCAGAGAGCAGCUUUUCUCCCCAUCGCUCUGUCCCUCAAUGCUCCUGAUGCCAUCGGUGCUGCUCCACUCCAGCAUCUCCCCACCUCAGCUCCCCUCUGCGCGUGCUUCGUGCCUUGAGAAACCCACAAAUCCAUGAAAACAUGGACAGAAAGCUCCAAGCCUGGGCAGUAACAAUCGGGGAACAAGCGUUUCGCCGUACCCUAACAUUUAAUUAUUGUUAAUUAUUUUUUCCCGUGUCCCUUUGGGUAUGUUGGAGCAGGAUUCAGGUCCCUGUUUCUCUUGCCAACAGCAUCCCUGCUUGCUGGGAGGGAGAUGGAGAGAAGCAGGAAUCCUCGCUCUCCGGGCAGGCUAAGCCUGUGAUGUAGCCAAAAAGAAAACCCCAGGGAGGAUGACCCUUAGCAUCCUCCCUGCUGGGAAUUCUCCAGCCCCAUCCUGAUGGAUGGACAGACGCACGGACAGACAUCCCAAGCUAGACUUUGAGGCAAGUGGGUGAUGUUCAUCCCUUGUCAGGGUCACAAAAGGUGCCCAGCAGAGCCGAUGCUGAGCUGAUCCCAAACCUCAGGUGGAGCUGAGUGUCACAGCGCCGGGGUGGCUGUUGUCAUUUGCUCAGCAGGAUGGACAAGUUUAGGAUUUGAGUUGGCUCUUCCCAGGCUUUUUGGAGAGAAGGGUACGGAGUGAGUGCUUGUUCCAGCUGUUCCAGCACCUCCCUGGCGAUGGACGUGUCGGGUGCUCAGGUGAUGGGAAGCUGGGGUUGGUGUGGCCUCCACUCCUGGAGCCGAGCACUUCAAGAGCCAAACGGCUGUGGGCCUUCUGCCCACAUCUCCUCCUUCCUUAUCCCUUCUCUCUCAGACAAUUCCUUGAGCUCAGCAGCUGCAGAGGCCGCGCUUUGGUUUUGAUGAGAGUUACAGUGUUUUGGGUCGGGAAGAUGGACUUCCCGGCAGGUUGGUGAUGCCAGAUUCCCCUUGACGGUGAGGGUGAAGGUGGCUUUCUCUUCUUCUUCCCAUGCUGCUUCAACUGUUGCUAGAAGACUUUGUGGAUAUCUUUGGAUGGGGCAGAAUACCCUGGAUUUAGCUCCAGGGUGAUAUUCCCUGCUUUCCAGAGGCUCCUGGGGGCCUCCGGCUCCGCUCAGCUGCUUGCUGGGCACCUGCGCUUUCCUCUGCCGGAGCUCGGCCACGGUGCCUUAACCGGGACCCCGGCUGGUGCCAGUGUCAGUCGUGGGCUUCCCAUGUGUCUUCCCCCAAAGCCCAUCUCCACACGGUGCCAUUGGGAUCACCUGGGAUCUCCUUCCCCCCUCCGUGGCCGAAUUGAUGGGUAUUUGGGCUCCUGGCAGGAGCCGGGAAAAGCCCUGCAGGGUUUAAAAGUUGCGUUUUGGUGGUGAUGGAAUUGAGGAGGGCCGGAACGGUGGCAUCGGCUUUGGGAGUUGGGAUUUUUAUCCAUCCAGGAUGUCGAACAGGAAUAAAUGGCUGGAAAACCCAUCCCAGGGUGAUGUUAAACCCGUGCUGGAGGGGAGCUCUCCCUCCUCUCCCUCUGGUGCAGAAGAUCUUGCCAGCCUCCAAAUCCCUUGGGAUUGGAGAGGUCUGGGGGAUUCAGUGCCACCUUUUCCCCCUAAACUGGCUCCUCGAUUCUGCAUUUCGAUGGCUCAGCUGGGAAAUGGGUCAUUUUGGGACUUGUGGCUCCGUUUCUGGUUGAUUCCCCCCUGUUUUCGUGCACACGUGGGUUCCGGCAAUGGAGAUGCUCUCCUGCUCCGAAACGAGCCUUUGGGAUGCGGGAGGAGGGUCCUGGGCAUCUCCCAUCCCCGGCUGCCUCCUACCUUGAGCUUUGACCAACGGAAGAAGCCAAGAAGAAGAAGGAACCCCCCGACGAGCGUAACCCGAGGUGUUGUAUCUAUAAAACACAUAUCUAUGCGUAUAUCCAGUCCUAUAUAGACGUGUAUCAACUUUGUGAGCGGAUGCGCAGCUCCUUACGCAACGGAAUGGUUUCCUCGCUGUAACCCCUUCCCGCGGCCCCCCCUGGCCUCGAGAGAUCGUGUGAGCGGGUCCUCACAGCCCCGCGGGGUCCGGGAGGGAUGCAGGGGGGAUGCAUCGCAGCCCCCCGCCUUCCCCGCCGCGCCGUACCAAACAUGUAAUGUGCCUUUAUUUAUGCUGCAAAUAUCACAUUAAACUGUUACCCAGGAGCUGCCGCCCACUGAUUUCCGGGGUUCCGGAGCCUGGGGACAACCCUGGGGUCCUCUCAUGGAAUCGGUAAGGUUGGAAAUGACCUCUAAAUUCAUCCAGUCCAACCCCACUGUGACUGAACCGUGUCCCAAAGUGCUGUGUCUACACACUUUAACCCCCCCCCCCCAGGGAUGGAGCCUCUGCCACCACUCUGGGCAGCCUCUGCCAGUGCCUGAGAACCCUUUCGGGGAAGGAAUUGUUCCCAAUAUCCAACCUAAACCUCCCCUGGUGCAACUUGAGGCCAUUUCCUCUCGUCCCAUCACCCGUUCCUUGGGAGCAGAGCACUGACUUUCUGAGAGCAAUGAGGUCUCCGCUCAGCCUCCUCCACACCAACCCCUGCCCCCAGGUCCCUCAGCCUCUCCCAGACCCCCUGUUCUCCAGCCCCUUCCCCAGCUCCAUUCCCUUCUCCGGAUGCACUCCAGUCCCUCGAGGUCUUUCUUGGAGUGAGGGGCCCAAAACUGAACCAGGAUUCGAGGUGUGGCAUCACCAGUGCUGGGGGGAUGAUCCCUUCCCUGCUCCUGUGGCCACUCCAGGGCUGAUCCAAGCCUGUCCCAGGGAGUCCUUCGGCUGUCACCUCCCCCGAGGACAUGGGCCAUGGGGUCACAGUGGCCAUGACACCUCCAGCCACCACUCAGGUGACAUUGUCCAUGCUGGGGACACAGCAGGGCUGUCACCUGUGUGGGUGACACAAUGGUUGAGCCUCCUCGGGGUGGGGGGGGGAACAAAGGGGAGACGCAGCAACCUGCGACCCCCUUGGGC